Molecule: messenger RNA, 1788 nt
Organism: Linum tenue
Lineage: Eukaryota; Viridiplantae; Streptophyta; Magnoliopsida; Malpighiales; Linaceae
Source: the annotation of a GenBank genome assembly
CAGAAAAGUAUUAUGCAAAAUAUCUCAAACCCUAAUCCUUCUUCUGUCAAUAUGCGUCACCUAUCCCAGGCCUUUGGCCGUUCUUCUCCUCGAUCUCCAAUGUCCUCUUCUAAAUUUCUAAUCCCCAACUUUGUUCUUCUCCCCAAUCCCUAAUUCUUCCUCCCAAACCCUGAGUCUCUUUCUAUCAAUCAGAUUACGUCAAUCACAAACGCCCGAAGAAAUUAUAUUUCUUACACAUUAUAGGAUGGGCCAUCUACAAGCUCCAUCCAUCUUCAACCCUCCUCCUGCCAUCUACUAAUAUAUACACAAAGAACCGAAAACUGCAGUACGUACCAAUCUCCGCACAGCUCCCUGGGACUCAUCUGAAGCGUCCACAUGGCGGGAGAAGGCGGCGACCAGUCAAUCACCCACUCAACCAUCUCCACCAACGGAAUCAACAUGCACGUGGCCUCCAUCGGAGCCGGGCCGGCCACCAUCCUCUUCCUCCACGGCUUCCCGGAGCUCUGGUACACGUGGCGCCACCAGCUCCUCUCCCUCUCCGCCCUCGGCUACCGCUGCAUCGCCCCUGACCUCCGCGGGUACGGCGACACCGACGCGCCCUCGUCUCCGGCCAAAUACACCGCCUUCCACAUCGUCGGCGACCUGGUCGGCCUCCUCGACGCCCUCAAGAUCGACAAGGUCUUCUUGGUCGGGCACGAUUGGGGAGCCGCCAUGGCCUGGUACUUUUGCAGGCUCCGACCCGACCGGGUCACCGCCGUGGUCAACCUCAGCAUCCCGCCGCUCCGCCAGUCCCAUGCCUUCAGCCUCGUCGACGCCUUUCGAGCUGCCUACGGCGAUGAAUACUACUUCUGCAGGUUUCAGGAAGUGGGAAAAGCAGAAGAGGAAUUUGCUGAGGUGGAGACGGGCAAAAUGAUGGUGAAGCUUUUCACAUUAUUCAGCAAGCCCGACCCGCCGAUGGUGCCCAGAGAAACCGGUUUCCGGGGAUUACCCGACCCGCCCAGCUUGCCGUCUUGGCUAUCCGAAGAAGACGUCAAGUACUACGCUUCCAAGUUCAAGAAAACCGGCUUCACCGGCGGCCUCAAUUACUAUCGAGCCUUCCCCUUAACAGGGGAGCUGAUGGGGCCGUGGGCGGGAGGAGAUUGCAAGUACACAGUGCCGGCCAAGUUCAUUGUCGGGGAUCAGGACGUGGCGUACGGCAUGGUGGGGCUGAAGGACUACAUUCACGGCGAGGAGUUCAAGAAGGAAGUGCCGCUGCUUGAAGAAGUGGUGGUGAUGAAAGGAGUGCCUCAUUUCCCCAACUUGGUCAAACCUGACGAGAUCACUCAGCACAUCUUUGACUUCAUCAAGCGCUUCUAAGCUGCUUUCUCCCCCCUUCCAGCUUUCUCCAGAGCGUGGUUCGGGUUCCUCUGUUUAUCAUCGCAGAUCUGAGGUGGCAUUUCUUUCCAAUUCCCUGGAAAGCAGAUCAUUGUGUUGUCUUGUUAUGUGUAUCCGUCUGAACCAUGUCGGUAGCUAGUAGCAGCCUAGUUGAUUAAUGAAUAAGCUUCAAUAACUGAAGCCGCACAUUUAUAUUUGAGUAGUUUGUACUCUGGAAUUAUUGUUGUCUUAUUAUGUACACUACGGUAUCUUGUUUCAAUAGUGUGUACUUGAAAAUUAUUCUUGUCUUAUUAUGUAUACUAGUAUGGAGCCCGCGCUCCGCGGCGGGAUUUUCAUUUGAGCACAUAUUCUUAGGCAUAACUUGUCGAGUUGCAUUCGUCUAUUUAAAUUUGACGACAAAAGUAGCGACAGAAG